AUGUCGAACCGCUAUGCCUUCAUCUCCAAAACGGAGACUCUCAACAAGUACCUGAAGCUCGACCAGAAGGGCCAGAUUAUGGCCGAGUAUAUCUGGAUCGACUCUACCGGCGAGACCCGUUCCAAGUCCCGAACUCUGAAAGAGGUCGAAGGUGGCUACAAGCCCGAAGACCUUCCCGUCUGGAACUUUGACGGAUCCUCCACUAACCAGGCUCCGGGCGAGAACUCGGACGUCUACCUGCGCCCUUGUGCCGUCUACCCGGAUCCCUUCCGCGGCAGCCCCAACAUCAUCGUUCUCGCCGAGUGCUGGAACCCCGACGGCACCCCCAACAAGUUCAACUUCCGCCACGAGUGCGCCAAGGUGAUGGAGGCCUACGCCGACCACGAGCCGUGGUUUGGCCUCGAGCAGGAGUACACCUUCCUCGACCUCGAUGACCGCCCAUUCGGCUGGCCCGUCGGCGGUUUCCCCGCGCCGCAGGGCCCCUACUACUGCGGUGUCGGUGCCUCCAAGGUCGUCAUGCGCGAUAUUGUCGAGGCUCACUACAAGGCCUGCCUGUACGCCGGCAUCCAGAUCUCUGGCACCAACGCCGAGGUUAUGCCCGCCCAGUGGGAGUUCCAGGUCGGUCCCUGUGAGGGCAUCUCUAUGGGAGAUCAGCUCUGGAUGUCCCGCUUCUUCCUCUCCCGCGUCGCCGAGGACUUUGGCGUUAAGGUCUCGGUCCACCCCAAGCCCGUGAAGGGUGCCUGGAACGGCGCCGGCAUGCACACCAACUUCUCCACCAAGGAGAUGCGUGUCGAGGGUGGCAUGGCCCACAUCGAGGCCGCUCUCAAGAACCUCGAGCCCCACCACGAGGAAUGCAUCAAGGAGUACGGCGAGGACAACGAGCAGCGUCUCACUGGCAGCUACGAGACGGGCUCCAUCGAUCAGUUCACCUACGGCGUCGCCAACCGCGGCUGCUCUAUCCGCAUUCCCCGCGAGACCGCCGCCAAGGGCUACGGCUACUUUGAGGACCGCCGUCCCGCCUCCAACGCCGACCCGUACCGUGUCACCAAGAUCCUUAUGACGUCCAUCUUUGGCAAGCUGUAA
Cordyceps fumosorosea ARSEF 2679 is the source of this 1083-nucleotide messenger RNA. Its product is annotated as glutamine synthetase. The record is from RefSeq and is a predicted model, not a curated record. Bases 1 to 1083 code for a protein of 360 amino acids. Gene Ontology annotation, molecular function: glutamine synthetase activity. Lineage: Eukaryota; Fungi; Ascomycota; Sordariomycetes; Hypocreales; Cordycipitaceae. The transcript is spliced from 4 exons. Gene Ontology annotation, cellular component: cytoplasm.